GUCGAAGCUUGGUUCGACGCUCUUUACGGGAACAAAAUAGCUCCGAUCCGGUCUCGGCAGAGCUUAGUCAUCGCGGGCCCAAUGACGUAACUAACCUGCACCACUCGGCAUUUACGCUGAGUUUUAAUCUGUUGCGAGGCCAAGCCGGAUUCGGCAACGCAGCGAAACCUGGACACUUUUAACCGGCUUCAACAACAAACCGACAUCAUAUCUACAUCAGAGGCCAACUGGGGCAACAUUCUCUUUAUAUAUAGCUCCUGACCUCUGGCCCUUAAUCAAGAAAGCAGAUAUUCCCCCCUUAUUUGACUCUCAAUUGACCAAAUACCAACCAUCCCGAAUCCCCCGGUUAUCAAAACAAACAUCAACCAUGGCUACCUCCGUCCUUCGCUCCACAGUAGGUGGUGCCCUUCGAGCUGGUGCUGUGGCAGCUCGACCAAAUACCGCAGCUAUGUUAGGAGCCGCAGGAGCGCGCCCCAUUUCAACCAAAGCCACCCUCCCAGAUCUAAAAUAUGACUACGGCGCCCUGGAGCCCUCCAUCUCCGGCAAAAUUAUGGAACUCCACCACAAAAAACACCAUCAAACCUACGUAAACUCCUUCAAUGAUGCUGUCGAGAAACUAGCCGCCGCACAAGGAAAAGCAGACAUCCAGACCCAGGUGCAACUGCAGGCCCUGACCAACUUCCACGGCGGUGGACAUGUCAACCACUCCCUGUUCUGGGAGAAUCUGGCCCCCAAGAGUGCCGGUGGUGGUGAACCACCUUCUGGUGCCCUGGGUAAAGCCAUUGACGAUUCCUUCGGGAGUUAUGACGGUUUCAAGUCUACGUUCAACGCAGCAUUGGCGGGCAUUCAGGGGAGUGGGUGGGCGUGGCUGGUUAAGGAUAAGCAGACAUCGAAGAUUGCGAUUAAGACCUAUGCUAACCAAGACCCCGUCGUCGGCCAAUUCAAACCCCUCCUGGGUAUUGACGCAUGGGAACAUGCCUACUAUCUCCAAUACGAAAACCGCAAAGCAGAAUACUUCACCGCCAUAUGGGACGUCGUGAACUGGAAGGCUGCUGAACAGCGUUUUGCUUAAACCAAAAGAUGAAUCUACCUAACUAAUUACAACCACUUUCCUGUACAAGACGCUUUUCCUACUAGAAACAAAGAAGAAAUUUCAUAAAUUAAACAUGUGCUUAGUUUGGUUCAUUUUUGUAGCCAGGGGAGAUUGCAAAUUGAGCUUUGACCAAACCUGGCAAACCAACCUCUCCUUGCCACGCCAAUUGCCCAGCCUGUAUGGACAUGUAUCUAUUGUAUGUACAUUACAUAUAACAUUUUCUCCGAUUGACUUCUCUGGAUAUCAUAAAAUUCAACAAUACUUAUGUAUCUCUUUUUCAAACCCUCUUAAGAUAUUUUAAAUCAGAAGAAGAAACAGGGACUGAAGGGAGGAGCAGAAAGCAACAGCUCGCACGAAAAUGAUACAUUAGUUUUAUGUUAUUUACUAUCACCCACUACAUUCCACUGAUGAUCCCUCGUCAUGUGUUAUGGCAUAUUAAUCGUAGAAGAAGAGUGGAAAAAGGAAGAACAACAACACGCCAUCCCACCCAACAAACUUCGAGAGAAAAGAGUCCGGAAAACGAUAUAAACAAAUUUAAAAGAACAGAAAAAAUUGAAUUGGAGCACCACAACCCCCAUACCGUACCGCAAGUUCUAACGAAUGAAUAAAUAUUAUAUAUAAAGCGAGAGUUGUCCGUGGCAUGAUCAUUGUUAUAAUUUCAGUUUCCGAUCCCCACCAACAAACAACCGCUUUAUAUACUUUUUAUCUUUCAUUUGUGGAAAGACGUCAGAAACGACAAAACUAUAAAAAGAAACAUCCCAUCUUGCCAAGCGGAUCCCAUCGCGUCGUAGUGCAUUUUCGCGUUUGUGUUAAAAGUUACAUGAUGCUUGCUAGAUGGGAACAAAAAGACAUAAAGAAGAGCACCCCGUAAGAAACGUUCAGACGAACACAUAAAGGGGGGGAAAAAAGGAACACGGCAGAAGCAGAAACGGAUAAAGGCCAGAGCAAAUCAGGACGACUCAAUGCUUAUCGCUACAUGUACUCAUACAUUUGUACUGUUCAAAGCACAAAAAGGGAAAAGAGAACGGAUACAAAAAAAAACACGGUAAAAAAGAACAUGAAAGUAUGAAAACAUAAAAGAUAUGGGAAGGGGGAGAGAAACCCGUCCCCAUUCCCCCAAUUCCCUCUCUUCCCGGGUUCCUUAAUAAUAAUAAUAAAAACACAAUCGGUAACCAGCAAAGGACAUUCUCAAGCAAGCACCAUAAUUCAACCCUUUUCAGACAGCAGGUCUCCACGACCCCCGCCUCUGCGAAAACCUCGACCCCCGCCUCUCGAUCCCGCUGCCUUCGGUUUCAGGCGUAUAAGCCAGAUCUACGGGUGCAGUGGCGUGUUUUUGCAUACCGUUGAUAUAACUUUUGUGGGUAUUGUUGAUAUCCACCUGACGCGCAUGGGCGACGGCGUAGGACACUGAUUUGGAACUUGUAUUGUGGGCUUGGGUUGAGUAUGGGAAAGCGGUAGGGGAAGAUAUGGCGGAUGCUACCCUUGUCGCUCCUAUUAUUUUUGGGCCGGUGGGCGUAGGUGUAUUUCUCGCGGAUGUGGUAGAGCCGCGGUUGCUACUAUGAUUAUUCUCUUUCUCAUGGGUCUGUGUAGGGGUAGUAGUGGAGCUUGUCGCGCCACGCAUCCAACCAAAUAUACCAAGGGAGCUAGGACGUCGUUUGCUCGUCUCGGGCGCCUCUGAUGUGCGCGGGCGACUGCCUGCGGCCGUAUUGCGUGAUGUUGAUGUCGAUGUCGGUGAUUUCAAGGUUCCUGCAUCCCCAUUUUGCGUGUUGUUGUUGUUGUUGUUGUUGU
Molecule: messenger RNA, 2881 nt
Organism: Blastomyces gilchristii SLH14081
Lineage: Eukaryota; Fungi; Ascomycota; Eurotiomycetes; Onygenales; Ajellomycetaceae
Product: Fe-Mn family superoxide dismutase
Exons: 4
Coding region: 368-1072 (234 amino acids)
Biological process (GO): superoxide metabolic process
Cellular component (GO): mitochondrion
Molecular function (GO): superoxide dismutase activity; metal ion binding
Source: RefSeq, a predicted model, not a curated record